AUGGAGAAACGUGUUGAUCCCGACGUUACAUCGUGGCACGCGGCGAAUGUUGUGCCCCCUGAACCUCCCUCCCUCCUGCCCCUGUCGUUUCUCUGGAUCUCUGGAAUAAUAUUCCCAACACUACGUAUUCACGGACAGGAGGAGAGAAGAAGGGGAUUACGAACAGAACGACGCGCUCCGAAGAGAGGCGCUCCACCACGGAGAAUUGAAAAUGAUGAUUGGCGGUAAGCGGGCUGCCAGCCGUGAUGGAGGAGCUCUGGAGAGGUGGUCAGCAACGAGAAACGGACAGAGAAAAUAAGCAAGAGUGA
Molecule: messenger RNA, 308 nt
Organism: Heterotrigona itama
Lineage: Eukaryota; Metazoa; Arthropoda; Insecta; Hymenoptera; Apidae
Source: the annotation of a GenBank genome assembly